AUGGCCCCCAAACCUGCCUUCAACAAGAAGCGAGCCGCCCCAGAUGCUGGUGCCGCCCCAAAAAAGGCCAAGGUCACCAACGACAAGUCCGCCAAGAAGCAGUCAAAGCCUCGAUCCGCCCCCCGAGAGCGUGAGGAGGAGAUCAAGAAGCGCAAGAAGCCAAUCACUCAAGGCGGUGGCGACAAAGAUGAUGAUGCCAGUAUGGGAGAAGAGUCGUUCUCGGACGAGGAGGAGGAUUUCGCUGAGGGCGAAGAUGUCGAGAUGGGAGAGGACGGUGCUGCCGAGGGUGUUGAAGGCGCUCAGGAGAAGAAGCCCCGUAUGACCAAGGCUGAGAAGCUGGCUCUCCACGCUGCUCAACCCCAUCGAACCUCCCUUCUGCCCUCCCACCCUCUUUUGCAAGAUACCCUCUUGCCUUUGUGGGAGACUGCUAGAAGAGCGGACCUCAGUAAGGAGGACAGGAAGAAGGCCAUCGUCGAGCUUUGGGAGGCUGUCAAGGGACGUGUUGGUGAGGUAUCGAGGGGUCACAAGGGUGGUCGAGUGUUGCAGACUAUUGUCAAAUAUGGUGGGAAGGAGGAACGUUUAGGUGUGGCUAUGGAGUUGGAACCUCAGUGGAAAGCCAUGAUGGAGUCCAAGUACUCUAAGUUCUUGAUGUCCAAACUCAUCCGUUACUGCCCCUCAAUAAGACCCCUCCUCAUCCCUCACCUCGCUCCUCAACUCCUCGCUCUCUUGAACCACGCCCAUGCCGUUGCUCCCCUUUCCGACUUUUACGAUCUUUACGCUUCCGCGAAGGAGCGAAGAUUGCUCGUCAGGGGAUUCUACCCUCGUGAAGUCAAGGUCUUUGACGGUGCCAAGCAGGGUGCGGAGGUGAAGGGUCUGGAAGCGAGUCUGGAAGACAUGGGAGAUGGUAAGGGUAGGGAGCGAGUGUUGGAUGCCAUUGAGAAGACUGUGACCGAUGUCUUCAACGCCACCCAAAAGAAUGCCCUCACACAAUCCAUCUUCCACCGUCUUGUCCUCGAAUACGUCCAGUGUAUCUUCAAAUUCCUCGACGCCGAGACUGCGGCCACAAAAUACCGCGAACUUCUUGCUGUCGGUGCUGAGAGCUUGCCCGAGAUUGUCCACUCCAAGGAUGGAUCAGCCGCGGUCCGUGAGUUGAUCGUGCGGGGUAACGCCAAGGACCGAAAGACUAUCUUGCAACCCAUGAGAAAGCACGUCGAGGCUUUGUGCAAGGACGGAGACGCCCAAAUGGUCCUCUUCACCGCUUUUGACUGUGUAGAUGACACCAAGCUGAUGGGUAAAGCCUUUGUUGGCGACAUCGUUGCUCUCGGCCCUUCGCUUGCUUUCGACAAGCAAGGCCGUCGUGCCCUUCUUUACCUCCUUGCCCCCACAUCAACUCGACACUUCAUGCCUACCACCAUCUCUUCCCUCGCCGCCAACCAAAAGCUGGCCAAGGAGCUCGGUACCAGCAAGAAGGACGCCGAUGCCAGGAGAAAGGAGCUCAUGUCGCAAGCCAACGAAGGCUUGCUGAAACUCGUCGAAGAGAAGGGUGACGAGAUGGUCCGCGACCCUGGAGCGGGCCUUCUCGUGCAGGAGAUACUCCUCAACACCACUGGUGACAAGACUGCUGCCAUCCAGACUCUUGCUUCCGGUCUCGAUGCCCCUUACCCCGACCCCGCGCCGCUCGAUGCCAACCCUGACCCUGCCACCUCUCACCCUCUCGACCUUUCCCACGCCAUCAGGACUUACAAGAUCCUGCUGUCUGGUGGUCACUUUGACACCAAGGCGCAGACGCUUGUGGUCCCCGAUGCCACUCUUUCACCAGCCUUCUCUCGGGCUGUGUGGGACGUUCUGUCGAGUGAGCACGCGGGUGGUGAAGCGAACCUUGUCAGAGUCUGCAAGGGCAAUGCGCCAUUUGUCGUCGUUGAGCUUAUCGAGGCGCUGAAGAAGGCUGGAUAUGCCGCGGAAGUCAAGAAGGUGUUGGGCGGAAAGGAGUUGAGGCAGGAGGUUGGGCAGAGUGUAAGGAAGGGUGCUUCUCUCUUGGCUGAAAAGUUGGCUGAACUUUGA
Messenger RNA from Cryptococcus amylolentus CBS 6039, 2061 nucleotides. RefSeq lists its product as hypothetical. The record is from RefSeq and is a predicted model, not a curated record. Bases 1 to 2061 code for a protein of 686 amino acids. The transcript is spliced from 5 exons. Gene Ontology annotation, cellular component: nucleolus. NCBI's taxonomy places the organism in Eukaryota, Fungi, Basidiomycota, Tremellomycetes, Tremellales, Cryptococcaceae. Gene Ontology annotation, molecular function: mRNA binding. Gene Ontology annotation, biological process: regulation of translation.